CAGAGCUUGUCAGGGGGAAAACACAUGGAUACAGGGUAAGCAUGGAAGGGGAUAUUGGGUCUCACUUGCAAGUUUGUUAGAAGACAACAUAAUUGAAAGAAGGAGGAAUAUUAUUGGGGUCCAUGCCAUGGCCUCUCUAAGCAGGCUAUUGUUCUUCUUCCAUGCUUUGUUUGUCUCUAUGUUCUUCCUCGUCUCUUUGGAGAACACCACCACUGUCUCUGCCUCCAUUGAUGGUAGAAAAGUUACUGAUGCAGAGAGUACUAACCACCACCACACCAUUAAAGUUAGCUCUCUUUUCCCAACCAGUGUCUGCAACCCUUCUACUACCAAAGUAUCUAAAGGAGGAUCAACUCUCAAAGUUCUGCACAAGCAUGGACCAUGCUCCAAACUCCACAACAACAAAGAAAACACACCAAACCACUCUGAAAUUCUGAAACAAGAUGAAGCUAGAGUUUACAAAAUUCGUUCCCGGAUCGCCAAGAAGUCCAGCCUCAACGAAUUAGAGCAGACGAAGGCCGCAAACCUCCCUGCAAAGUCGGGCAGCAGUCUCGGCUCAGGCAACUACCUAGUUACAGUAGGACUUGGGACCCCAGCAAAGCAGCUUUCCCUCAUAUUUGACACAGGAAGUGACCUAACAUGGACACAAUGUGAGCCUUGUGUGAGGUCUUGCUAUCAACAGCAGGACCCUACUUUUGACCCUUCUGAGUCCACAACUUAUAGCAACGUUUCUUGCUCCUCUUCCACCUGUACUUCCCUAUCUUCUGCCACAGGCAACUCACCGGGCUGCUCCGCUUCGACCUGCGUUUAUGGUAUCCAGUACGGGGACUCCUCAUUCUCCGUCGGUUUCUUCGGCAAAGAACGGAUUACCUUAACGUCGACCGACGUAUUUGAUGACUUUUACUUCGGUUGCGGCCAGAACAACAACGGCCUCUUCGGCAGCACCGCCGGCUUGCUUGGUCUCGGUCGGAACAAACUCUCCUUGGUCUCUCAAACUGCUCAGAAAUACAACAAGAUCUUCUCCUACUGCCUCCCGUCCACUCGCAGCUCUACCGGACACCUCACCUUCGGCGGAUCUCCGUCAUCCUCCGCAAAAUACACUCCUUUCUCCACGAUCUCCAUGGGCGCAUCCUUCUACGGCAUUGAUUUCACCGCCAUCAGUGUAGGAGGCCGCAAUUUAUCGAUCUCGAGCUCAGUCUUCUCCACCGCCGGUGCAAUCAUCGAUUCCGGCACGGUCAUAACUCGUCUCCCACCGGCGGCGUACUCUGCGUUGAGAACGGCGUUCCGGCAGAAGAUGAAGAAGUAUCCGAUGGCAAAGGCAUUGUCGAUACUGGACACGUGCUACGAUUUAAGCAACUAUACAACGAUUUCAGUGCCAAAGAUCGGCUUCUCCUUCAAAGGCGGAGCACAAGUGAAGAUCGAUGCGACGGGAACAUUGUAUGCGAGCAGUCCUUCGCAGGUGUGUUUGGCGUUCGCCGGGAACACCAAUGAUACUGACGUAGCAAUCUUCGGAAACACACAGCAGAAGACGAUAGAAGUGGUGUACGAUGGGGCUGGGGGAAGAUUAGGGUUCGCUCCUGGGCGUUGUAAGUAAGAUUAGCGUGAUUAAGGGAGGUAAGGGUGAUCAGUACUUUAAUUAAUCAAUUAAUGAAUAAAUAGAUUGCAACAUUGUCAAAUAAAAUGGGAAAUAAGAAAAGAUAUAAAUUGCUAUUCCCAUUAACCUCACGAGAGAAA
Messenger RNA from Tripterygium wilfordii, 1731 nucleotides. RefSeq names its product aspartyl protease family protein At5g10770-like. The transcript is spliced from 4 exons. Lineage: Eukaryota; Viridiplantae; Streptophyta; Magnoliopsida; Celastrales; Celastraceae. Gene Ontology annotation, biological process: proteolysis. Bases 128 to 1591 code for a protein of 487 amino acids. The record is from RefSeq and is a predicted model, not a curated record. Gene Ontology annotation, molecular function: aspartic-type endopeptidase activity.